AUGCGUUCUUCUGACAAUGACAAUAAUGCUAUGCCUCGUAAAAAUCUUAGAAUUAUUAUUACGAGACAUGGUGAGCGUGUUGAUUUUGCGGUUGGUGAGGGCUGGACAAAUCCUACGAAUGGACGUUCCGAUCCUCGUAUACCCCAUUUACCACCGAGACUAAAUUAUGAAGACUGGGAAUUUGACAGUCCACUAACCGUUAAUGGCGAAGCACAAUCACUGCGUGUUGGACAAAGAUUAUUAAGAACGGGUUUACCUAUUGAUUAUUGUUAUUCUUCUCCAGCGUUUCGUUCAAUUCAAACGGCUGACAAAAUAUUAGAAAGUCAAGGAAGAAGAGAAAUAAUUCCAGUGAAUAUUGAGCCGGGCCUCUUCGAAUGUCCACUGUGGUAUGCUGGUGCGCCACUGCCUUUUUUAUCCAUUCCAGAGUUGAUGGGUGGCUAUUAUAACGUUCAACCGUAUUACUCUCCUGUGUUUGGUGGAGUCGAUAUUAAUGAAGAUGAAAUAAUGUAUUAUAAACGCAGUAGAAAAUUAAUUGAUGCAAUUGUAGACGUUCAUAAAAAAAUGGGUGGAAAUAUUUUGCUGUCUGGUCACGCUGGAAGCUUAGAAACAUUGUCACGAGCUGCAUUUCACGCUAGUCCUAGACCCGAGCGAUUAAGAGAACUAGCUGAUCGUGUCGAUUAUUGUAAUUAUACGAUUCUUGAACGUAAUGCAAUAACAAAGGCCUGGUCAUUUAUUCCACAGCAAACAAGUGCACAUCAUCAUUCUACUCGUCCAUUACCUCGAGCAACAACACAACCUCUGUAUCAACCAGUUCCACUAUCCUAUUAUCCAAAUUCUUCACGAAUGGAUCAUCGACGGACACAUCUUCCUGGAACAAGACGAGCAACAAAUCAACUGGUGCCACGUUCACGUUCAUCAACGGGACGACAUUUCAGUCAUUCAAGUCCUCAACGUGUAUCACGUUAUACUAAUCCCACUGUCGUAGGACACAAGCGAGUUUCACGUCGAGCACGCAUUUGA
This is a messenger RNA of Didymodactylos carnosus, 1020 nucleotides long. NCBI's taxonomy places the organism in Eukaryota, Metazoa, Rotifera, Eurotatoria, Philodinida, Philodinidae. The record is from the annotation of a GenBank genome assembly.